Fonsecaea erecta is the source of this 1824-nucleotide messenger RNA. RefSeq lists its product as hypothetical. The record is from RefSeq and is a predicted model, not a curated record. Lineage: Eukaryota; Fungi; Ascomycota; Eurotiomycetes; Chaetothyriales; Herpotrichiellaceae. The transcript has 4 exons. Bases 1 to 1824 code for a protein of 607 amino acids.
AUGCCCAGUUCCAAGACAACCUCCGAAACCGUGGCGGAGAGCGUCAAGUCCGCCAGUGGACGACAAGGGCGGUCGCUCUUGCGACAUCACGAAAAUCAGUCCCAUACACGCAAUGCCAUAUCGGCAUGGGGCAUCGAGGCUCUUGGGCUCUUGAUUGCCAUCAUUGCUUUUGUGGCCAUCGUCAUCACGCUGACCGUCCAUCAAGGCCGGCCUCUGCCUGAAUGGCCGCAUCUAAUAUCGAUCAACGCAUUGAUUGCUAUCUUUACGGCGAUCCUCAAAUCGGCCUUGAUCCUUCCCGUAGCAUCGGGCAUUUCAAGGCUCAAGUGGCUGUGGUUUACCCAACCUCGAGAAGCUGGUGACCUGGAGCAUUUUGACUCUGCGAGUAAAGGGCCAUGGGGCUCGUUCUUACUACUACUAGAUCUCCGAGGCCGGCAUUUGGCGGCGCUGGGUGCUCUGAUCACUGUGCUAGCAACCGCCAUCGAUCCCUUCUCACAGCAAAUCCUCGAUUACCAUGAGUGCUUGCGUCCAGCCCAGGGCGCGGGGGCUGCGCCGGCGACGAUCCCAAUCACAAAUUACUAUGGUGCUGGCUCGUACUUCGCCAACGGCGACUCCAAGAUUACCGAUGGAAACAUGACGGCCGGAAUCUAUAUGGGACUUAUCAAUCCUCCUGCCAAUCUGUCCUCGACCAUCGUACCUAAUUGUGCUACCGGAAACUGUACGUUCUCCACUAAUGCCAGUGACACGUAUACCACGGUCGCCAUGUGCAGUUCAUGCACCGAUAUCUCCAAAACGAUUCUAAAUACAACCACCAGCGAGCAGCUGAAUUACACAACGCCUUCCGGAUGUCAGAUCGGUCCCGGAGCUGUCGUCGCCAAUUCGACGUACGUGGUCGACGAGAGUGACGACGCAGACACGUCCUUCGUGAACAUUGACAUCCUCACGGCUCAGAAUAGCCCCAAGGGUGAUGGUUCUAGAGCAUUCGCCGCACGAUGUAAACUGAUUCCCUGUGUGAAUACUUACACCGGCAAUGUCAGUAACGGCAUUUUGCACGAGACUUUAGUUUCCUCAACGGUCAUGCCCCAUGCGGGUGCCGCCUUCAUUUAUUGGUAUAGCCUGGUUCUCCCUUCGGUCAGGCGCAAUGGCAACGAAAUAUCCUGCGCGCCCACCGCCAAACCACGUCACCCCACAGACCUUUGCUCGGACAUCGGGUUUACGCCAUAUAACUUCACUGCAACAAACCAGCAAUGCUGGCCCAACGAUUGCGUCUGGACGCUUGGCGUCAACCCGAGCGGUGGAAUACAGGCGCUCAUGGUGGAGCUUUUCCAGGGUUCGUACGUGACAGACAUCGACGGCAUUCCUGAAGGCGUUCCCUGGAUGGUCAAUCUCUACAACCAGGGUGACACGGGUCUUGCGCGCCUUGAGACUGCUUUUGCCGGGCUUGCAGAUCAAAUCACUUCGGUGAUGCGUCAAAAAGGCGACAACUCGACAAGUCCCCUUGCGGUGGGAACUACGCUGGGAGUACAGACGUGCGUUGGCGUCCGGUGGUCGUGGCUGUCCUUUCCGGCAGCAUUGAUUGGAUUGACGAUUGGUUUCUUCGCCAUCACCUUCCUGCGGAUCUCAAGCAGCGAGGUCCGCAAACUGUGGAAGUCGGGUUCCUUGGUGCUGUUGUUUCAUGGGCUGAGUAUCUACAGUCUCCACCGUGUAGAGGAAGGACAGCCGGAGCAGCGGGCCGAUGCGGAAGAUGAUGCGAAGAAAGUCACGACGCAGUUGCAGUGGUCGGGCGAGGAGUUCGAGUUUGUCGAAGCCUCGAGCUCGAAACGCUAG